Molecule: messenger RNA, 1182 nt
Organism: Coprinopsis cinerea okayama7#130
Lineage: Eukaryota; Fungi; Basidiomycota; Agaricomycetes; Agaricales; Psathyrellaceae
Product: peptidase M24
Exons: 5
Coding region: 1-1182 (393 amino acids)
Source: RefSeq, a predicted model, not a curated record
AUGCCUUCCAUAUUCCGCCUCGUCCUAGCGCCCAUCGCGUCCCUGCUCUACUUCACUCUUUUUGCACAAUCGAGCCAUAUUCAAGCUCCAAUAAGUCUUCGUUAUGAAAGCCACUGCUCCCAUAUCUCCCCUAUAGGACAGUCCGAAUUCGAGACUCGCCAGAGUACCCUCGCAAGCACUCUCAUCCAACUCGGCGGAGCUGCCUAUGUCACAGAAUCGUCUGCGAACUCCCAAUACUAUGGGAACUUCUCUGUAACAGAUUGGAAGCUUUCGGAGCGGCCGCUUCUCCUCAUCAUCCGACCCAUUCAAACCGAAGACGGGUCCGUCAGGCCACAGGUGGCCGUCGUCACGCCAAAGUUCGAGCACAGGAGAGCCACCCUCCUCCCUAUACCUUCUUAUCAAGGCACCGAAGUGCAGUACAUCGACUGGGCAGAGGAUGAAGACCCGUACCGAGCAGCGGUGGAAGGAAUAGGACUUUCGUCCAAUGCAACCAUCUUCGUCGACAGCAACAUCCGUAAAUUCAUUGCAGAUGGACUCGAAACGGCAGCCCCGCAGGCUCGCGUGCUAACUGCACCUCUUGAAAUUACGAGUCUCAGGGAACGGAAAUCGGUACAUGAACUGGAAAUCAUGCAAUGCGCUAACGAGGCUACUGUCCUUGCUAUCAGGGACGUUCAUCGACGCGUACAGUUUGGGAUGCGUGAAUCCCAGGUGCGAUCUAUGAUGGCCCAAGCCCUUGCAGAAGUCGGUCUCAAGAAUGGUGGAUGCCUGGUACUCUUUGGUCUCGCAUUUCCCGGGUCGCAUAUUCCAGCUCGUCACCUUGAGCUAUGGAAUAUCGUACGCGAUGUUCAAAAGUCUGCCCUGGAGGUGGCUACAGCUGGUACAUUGACAAAAGUUCCUGACGAAACGGCGAGAGAGGAACUUGGGAAGUUUGGAUUGGAUCAUUAUCUUACGCAUAGAUUGGGUCAUGGUAUUGGCCUAGACGGACACGAGCCUCCUUAUCUACGGGGAAAUAGUGGCGACGUGAUACAAAUUGGCCAUACGUUUUCCAACGAACCUGGAAUAUAUAUCGAAGGAGAAGUGGGCAUUCGACUGGAAGAUUGUUUCUACAUUGACAGUCGAGGCUUACCCGUUUACCUGACCACGCACACCGGUGGACCGCAGACCUCUCCAUGGAAGCCUUGA